GUUCUAAGCCAUGCCCGUUAGCAAAGAGCGACGUCUGCUGCGCACACCAAAGUGCGCCCGUUGUCGCAAUCAUGGCGUCAUCUCGUGCGUCAAGGGCCACAAGAAGCUGUGCCGCUGGCGCGAAUGCUGUUGCCCCAACUGUCAGCUCGUGGUCGAUCGUCAGCGUGUCAUGGCCGCUCAGGUUGCAUUGCGUCGCCAACAGACAAUGGAAGCUUUGGAGUUGCGCACCUCGCACAGUUCGACGCCGGAGCCGAAUAGUGAUGAGGAGUUGUUGUGCCCAACGAGUCAGAGUCAGAGUCAGAGUCAGAGUAGUGGGAACAGUUCGAUGGCGGCCACGCGUCAAGCUUUGUUGGCCCAGAAACGCAUCUACAAGCAGCGUCUGCGCAAUCUGCAGCAGUCGACGCUGCACAUAACCGCAGCCAUGGAAGAAUACAAGCAGCGAUUUCCCACGUUCAAUUCACCGCUGUUGGAACGCAUGCGCAAGCGUCGCGCCUUCGCUGAUCCGGAACUGAAUUAUGCCAUGGAUACCACGUUACUUGGCAGCACCGCCGCCUGUGCCGCAUCAGCGACUCCUUUGGCCACACCGACAGCAGUGUUGGGCAACGCCUUUUAUGAUCUAUUGGGCAAUGCCGCCGCCGUCGCUGCUGCAGCAGCUGUCGCCCAACAACAACACCACCAGCAACAACAGCAAGCGGCAUAUCAAUCAAUGCCGCUCUUCACACACACGCCCACAAUAACAACGCCCAGCAGCACAGCGAAGAAGCCCAAGCUGAGUUUCUCCAUCGAAUCGAUAAUUGGCAUCAGCACGUAA
Drosophila albomicans is the source of this 811-nucleotide messenger RNA. It is a transcript of the gene dmrt11E, whose product is annotated as doublesex- and mab-3-related transcription factor 2. The transcript has 2 exons. Gene Ontology annotation, molecular function: DNA-binding transcription factor activity, RNA polymerase II-specific; RNA polymerase II cis-regulatory region sequence-specific DNA binding. The coding region runs from base 11 to 811 and encodes 266 amino acids. The record is from RefSeq and is a predicted model, not a curated record. Gene Ontology annotation, biological process: sex differentiation; regulation of transcription by RNA polymerase II. Gene Ontology annotation, cellular component: nucleus. Lineage: Eukaryota; Metazoa; Arthropoda; Insecta; Diptera; Drosophilidae.